Messenger RNA from Stegastes partitus (bicolor damselfish), 384 nucleotides. Its product is annotated as protein FAM107B. Bases 1 to 384 code for a protein of 127 amino acids. The record is from RefSeq and is a predicted model, not a curated record. The transcript has 3 exons. NCBI's taxonomy places the organism in Eukaryota, Metazoa, Chordata, Actinopteri, Pomacentridae.
AUGCUGCCGCCUCACCAGGUGAUUGAAAGUCAACAACAGGAGGAUGAUGACCUCAUCAAACCUAGAAAGCUUCCAAAUCCCAUCCUGGCUUCUCACCAGCACGGAGCUCUUCAUCAAGAGCUGCUAUUCUGCCACAGACGAGGUGUACUGCCGCGACAAAAGACGGAGCUGCAGUGUGUGCUGGAACACAAACGGAGAGAGCAGCACAAGCAAAGGGAGCUGGCUCUCCACCCUCCCUCUGACUUGGAGGUGAAGCUACGUACCAGGCUGCAGACUCUACAAGUGUACGAACUGGAGGAACAGAAGAGGAGCGAAAGUCUGAAGAACGUGCCAGAAUUUGUUUUCGUGAGACAAUCCUUGAAGCACAUCCCAGAUUCUUCCUAG